Coregonus clupeaformis (lake whitefish) is the source of this 915-nucleotide messenger RNA. Its product is annotated as 28S ribosomal protein S36, mitochondrial. The record is from RefSeq and is a predicted model, not a curated record. The coding region runs from base 379 to 759 and encodes 126 amino acids. Gene Ontology annotation, biological process: 2-oxoglutarate metabolic process. The transcript has 5 exons. Lineage: Eukaryota; Metazoa; Chordata; Actinopteri; Salmoniformes; Salmonidae.
AGCAAUCUGGACUGAAAGAUAGAUAGGAAGGUUAUACGCCUUUGCUAGCCGCGGUUGUCUUUGACAUUUGGUUCACCAUUGUCUAUAGUGCUUAUUUUAACAUGUAAAAUAAGGUUCAUUUUCAAUGUGCACUGAAUAGCUCAAAUUGGUUGAUGGAAUUUGUCUACUACCAGCAUAUUGUCCGAUUAAGAAGGGUUUUCAUGUGCUAUUCUUAGAAAUCAACUCGGUGCUAACAAACAUCAUGGUUUGACAGUUUUGGCCUGGGAAACUGACCUGACCGUUUAUUUUGUUUUCGAAUAAUAUAACCUACUUUCAGCUGACAGCAUCAAGACAAAGGAACUGAGGAUUAUUUUCACCCGGAAGAAGACCCGCGAGGACAUGGGUGGCAAAGUCAGUAGCAAAAUGGCUGCGGUUGGGCGGGUGGUACAGGUACGCUUGUCAAACUGGGAUAAUUAUCGCUCUGCAACCACACUUGUAACUCAAGCUGUGAAACCUCAUGCUCCACAAAUCAAGUUUCCCAGCAGAGAGGGGGUCCCCAGGCUGAAUGUCCAAGAGACUCUUAAAACAUUAGCAGUCAGCUCUCCUAGUUCAUCUCCAGUUGUAGCGCCGCCGCUGUUAUCGAGACCCCCCGGUCCUGUCACUCUACUCCCUGGAACCCCAGACAGUGUGGCCACAGUGAAGGAACUCCCUCAGAGAUACCGCAGGAGGGCAUUGGAAGCAGACGAGAUGGACUAUAUUCAGCGUGGUGGACCAGAGUGAUGUUAAGUGACUCUGUGAAUGCAACCCAAAUCCUUACCUGUGGAAAUCCGUUCCUCAACAAGAGAGGACCUGCUGCCACACCUCAUCAGACAUCAUGCAGAAUAAAGAUACUAUAAUUCAUGUUGAAAUUGUACAAAUAAAGUUUAUUUUUAAAGA